Osmerus eperlanus (European smelt) is the source of this 2840-nucleotide messenger RNA. Its product is annotated as post-GPI attachment to proteins factor 2-like. Gene Ontology annotation, biological process: GPI anchor biosynthetic process. Gene Ontology annotation, cellular component: Golgi membrane; endoplasmic reticulum membrane. The transcript has 5 exons. NCBI's taxonomy places the organism in Eukaryota, Metazoa, Chordata, Actinopteri, Osmeriformes, Osmeridae. The record is from RefSeq and is a predicted model, not a curated record. Bases 428 to 1189 code for a protein of 253 amino acids.
CAUUUCUCCGAAUCUGUUUACAGACAUCUUGUGUAAUCCGCUCAUAAAGAACAAAUGUAUUUUAGUGAAAUAAAUAUUGACCCAUAUUGGAAAGAUUGGGGUGAUAGGAUAGGCUACAGAAAGAGGACCAUCCGCGUUCUCCCUGUUGUGAAGAUGUUAUGUUGUUGAGAGGAGACCUACGUGAGAAUACGUGUUGGACCUUUUCAGCGUUUUUGAACGUCGUUAUCUCCUUACCAGAAAUUGUGUUAUCUUUAGUAGUUGUGUGAUCGCAAUUUAACCUACGGAAAGGCAAAAAUAAAUAUGAAAAACAAUAUUUUUUUAUUGUUUGCCUUUGAGGCAUCUUUGGUUUUCAACAAUAGUUUCACCAAUUGAACAUAGCAUUCAAUUUAUAUCUAUCAGUAGGCCUAUUGUCCUGAUCCACACUAGGAUGCUGCAAGCGCCUAACACCCUGGGGCAUGAAAAGCCCCUGAUUAGAUUAUCCUUUUCCUCAUGUGUUGUGAGCACAGUGAGUCUACCACUGCUUGGUCUAACAUCAUGCAUCUUCAUAUCCUCCGUUUUCCAUUUUGAAGAUUCAACCGGUACACAUUGCCAGGUUCCUAAUUAUUUACCUUCUAUCAGUGCCUCCAUAAGCCAGAGUCCAGAGUGCCAUAUCUGGCGUGUCUGCAUUGGGCUGCACUCUGCUCCUCGGUUCCUCGUGGCCGUGUCCUACUUUAACCUCUAUAAGAGUCGCUUCUCCUCCAGGUUCCCACAGUGGCUGCUCUACAGCGGGAACCUGGUGUGUGCGCUCACUGAAACCUUUGGUCUCUUGCUGCUCUCCUAUGUGUCCUCUAACGAGACAUACUUUGUCCAUAAGGAAGGUUUCGUCCUGUUCAUCUUCAGUUCUCUAGUUUACAUGUUGAUAACAUGCCGACUCUGGAAUAUUAUUAAAAAGUACUCUCUGAGCCCAGAGGACCUUAAAUCCUAUCACUGGAAGAUCCGGUUCUUGACUCUCAACGUGUCUUUCUGCUUCCUCGCUGCUUACUUUUACUGGAAACACAACAUGUAUUGUGAACCUGGGAGCUACACUUUGUUCUCCUUGUUUGAGUAUCUGGUAGUUUUGUCAAACAUGGCCUUUCACCUAACUGCAUUCUGGGACUUCAAGAGCAGAGAGGUAGUGAUUAUGUCACUAGCAGAAGAAAAAUACUUCUGACUGGGGAAUCGAGGUGGCAUCACCAGGUCAACAACCCCCCAGCCCCCACCUGACUCUGAUCCCUCUGCUACACUGGGAAAGCAGGAAGAUGUUUUGUUUCAUAUAUGUUAAUGAGGACCUCAUGACACUGGACAUAGACAAUUUGCCUAACGUAUACUGCACUGGAAAGGUAUAAACUCAUUCGUUCAACAGUGUUGGCCAUCUGAGGGUCACUGCUGUUGGUUAGCCAGACGUGCAUGUUUUUUCCUUCUUCUGACUGGAAUAAAUGAAUCGUAGUGCAAAAAUCUUCAAAUCUCACACAUUAGUAAACUGCUGUGGACAAAUCGCUAUAUAAUACAGUAUUUUCCAUACAGAAGGUUAUUGGCAACAACUGAUGUUUCUCAAUAGAGCCAACUACUCAGAUAUUAUGGUCACACAUACUCCAGCUGAAAUUACAAAAGUCUGCAUGUAAAUUAACUUCCUGGUUUGUGAAGCAGAUGGACUGAUAGAGGGAGAGAGGAGAGAUAUUAUUGUUACUUCAUACUAUACAUCAAUGCUGCAACAAUGACGAUGUGUUAUUUGUAGUGUUCCUGCCAGUAAGUAUAGACACUGAUGCCUUAUUUUACUAUCAAAUGAGAAGCAGGAUAGAACAGAAAUCUUUUGCUGUUCAUUGAUUUUCACUUGGCAAGUGUUAACCCUCGUGCUGCCUUCGGGUCACAUGACCCAAAGGUUCAUAACGAACCAUCGUUGUGUUUACCCAAUUUUACCCAAUACAAAAACAAAUAAAAAUAAUUUUCUUUUAACCUUCGCAAUGUGGGGGGUCUGAGACAGCCCAACGGUUAAAAGAAAAUGCUUCACUUUGUUUUUGUAUGCGGUAAAGUUGUCGCAAUACGACGGUGGGUCACACGGCUGAUGGGUCAGAACGACCCGAAGAUAACACAAGGGUUAAUCCAACACUGAAUUUGUAGGUGGUCGGAGCUCUACAAUCACAUUUCUUUAUAUUAAGUAUGUGAAACAUUUCCUUACAGGGUGUCUGCUAUAAACAAAGACAAACCAUGCUAAGAUUUCGGUCAGAAUGUACCUUUCAAAGAAAGUUUAAGCUUUUGUGAAAACUUACUCAUUCAAAUCUAAAAUAGACAGCAAGCUAUGGACUUUCAGGGGGAAGUUACUGACUAGCAGUGUUCCUUGUAUUCUCUCUUUCUGUCUCUAACUAAUGGCCAUGAUAGGAAAAAUAUAUCUUGUCUUUAAUCAAAGGCCUCUGUAUUUCCUCUUUUAGAUCUAGAACUCAGCAAUUUCAAAGAAGGAACAGUGUAAUAACUCUGUGGUUGGUUUGCAACACACAUCACCAUAGAAGAACUGAUUGACCAAAGGGUGUUGAAGAAAAUCAUUACACAUUGUGAAAAUGUACACAAUUCAAUUCCACUUUUAUAAAACAACCAUUGCAAUAUCAGAAACCAUUGGUACAAGAUAUGGGAUAUUAUUGUUGAUUCAUGAUUUUUCAUGACUUUUGGGAUGUUCAAUUAUUGUUAAAGUCACUGCCAACAGUUUACUUCAAUGAUCAAUUGUAAAUAUCUGGUAACUACAAAUUUUAAAUCAAGCACAUAAACACAAUCAGUUUUAAAACCAUAUGCGCCUAAUGCAAGUAAAUAAAUGUACCUUGUUUGAUUUGUGA